Megalopta genalis is the source of this 2108-nucleotide messenger RNA. It is a transcript of the gene Rab23, whose product is annotated as RAS oncogene family member Rab23. The record is from RefSeq and is a predicted model, not a curated record. Lineage: Eukaryota; Metazoa; Arthropoda; Insecta; Hymenoptera; Halictidae. Gene Ontology annotation, molecular function: GTPase activity; GTP binding.
GAACGGUCAGUCACGGCCGCGGCAGGUGUCUCGUACGUACAGGUGUUCAGUCAGCUAGCGGCGCGUACUCGCGUGUCCGGUGCGUGCGUUGCACUUUCAACGAGCUAUAUAUUUCCAUUGAACGGGGUCCUGCGAGUAAAAAGAAACGCGCGUGUGUUGUUUCAUUCGAAAUUCGUGACAAUGUCUCUGUCGCGGUGUGAAGUGGCCGAGUCAAAAUAUCGGGAAAGGUGAUCGCGGCUAAAUAACAGAGAUUUUCACACGAAUGAUCAACGGCAGACGUCGCAGGAUAUGUUGUAGCUGGAUAUUAUGCUAAUCACGUUACGGUCAGAAUGCGGGAGGAAGAACUCGAGAUAUCGCUCAAGGUGGUGAUAGUCGGUAACGGCGCCGUAGGAAAAUCAUCGAUGAUCCAGAGGUUUUGCAAGGGAACGUACACGAGGGACUACAAGAAGACGAUCGGCGUCGAUUUCCUCGAACGGGAGAUCGAGGUGGACGGCGAGGACGUGAGACUGAUGCUGUGGGAUACCGCGGGCCAGGAGGAAUUCGACGCAAUCACCGCGGCUUAUUAUCGCGGCGCCCAUGCCUGCGUCCUCGCUUAUUCAGCCACUGACAGAGAUUCCUUCGACGCCAUUCCUUCGUGGAAGCAGAAGGUGGAGAACGAGUGCGGCGAGAUUCCCACGGUCCUCGUGCAGAACAAGAUGGACCUGGUCGACCAGUGCGUGAUUGAUCCAGAUGAGGCGGAGAGGCUAGGCAGAGCAUUGGGCUGCAAGCUGCUGCGGACAUCCGUGAAAGAGGACGUCGGAGUCAUGAGCGUCUUCCGGCACCUGGCGUCGCGAUGUCUCCACGAGAUGCGACGCUGCGACGACGAUUAUCAGGACGACCUCAGACUGUACUCGUCCGGGCCCAGAUCGCCUUCUGUAAUAAGUGCUUUUAGUCCCAAUGGAUCUAUAUGCGGUCGAAGUACGGGAAAUGGUACGAUUGUUUUGCGGCCAGGAACCAAGGCAAAAAACCAUAAGAAGAGGAAUUUCGUGAAAAACGCCUGUAGGCUGCUUUAGUCUUUGCGUGGAUAAAUACGUGAAAAGCUGUUUACGAACUAAUCUCUAACCGUGUACAGACUGAUAUUCAUAUUUAUGAGCGAUGGAUAUGAACCUACAUGAGCUUUGACAAUUACAAUUGAUCAUGUAGGUGCAGCUGAACGUACUGUAUGGUUCGAAUGAUUACACUGUUCAGCACAUUUCGUGUUCCAAUGAUCAAUAGAUAACUUUUGUAUAGAUUUUCAUGCGCUGAAUACCGACUCGGAACUGUUUUUCUCCAUCGUCAUCAUCACUUUUCGUGAACUUUAAUUUUUAAAAACAAGUUGAAUGGAAAAAACGAUUUUCAUAUUUGUAUAGAGUGUCGAGAUCUCUAAUAAUCUUCUACUAAUUAUUGAGACACCAAAACUGUGCGAGACAGUGUUAUUAAAUCGCAUUUAGUGGCGGUAAGCUGAGAAAUUCGAAACGAUAAUUUAUAACAAUUAGAACAAUUUUCUGAGAACAAUAAAAAUAUAAAAAUUUUAAAUAUUCGCACGAUGAUGAAAGUAACAUUUUAUAUAUAAACAAUUUUUUAUAUAAAAACAAUGAAUUUCUUUUAACUCACCGACGCUAUUAUAAUAAGUGCACUGUGUAAAUAGUUUUAACGUUAAUCUCCACUUCAAUCUGAAGCAUACGUAAGUAUCGUAAUCGUUUAAGCCAAUUUUGCAGAGACAUUUAAUAUUCGAAUAAAAUAAAUAUAUUAUUUGUAUAUGUAAAAGACCGAGGUUAACGAAAAGUACAGUGUUUUCUCUUUUUUAUGCAUGUUGAGUCAAUGUAAUUGUAACAAGUGAUCAGUGUAGGUAAUAUAAUAUAUAUAUAUACGUGUGUGGUAAAAUUCUUCGCUAAAAAUAUGUUCAAAUAUUAAAAGAUGUUUUUAAAUCGUUUUGAUUUUUUAUAGAAGUUAAUUUAUAUGUAAACAGAUAUCAAUAUAAUGGCUAACCAAAUAUUCUACGUUAUAAGAGAAAGAAUCUUAUAUUGACAGAAACCAAUUUUUCAUGAAUGGUAACAGCGAGAAAUAAAUAGAAAUGAGAUGUUACACAA